Cryptococcus deneoformans JEC21 is the source of this 1037-nucleotide messenger RNA. RefSeq lists its product as hypothetical. Lineage: Eukaryota; Fungi; Basidiomycota; Tremellomycetes; Tremellales; Cryptococcaceae. The record is from RefSeq and is a predicted model, not a curated record. The coding region runs from base 151 to 864 and encodes 237 amino acids. Gene Ontology annotation, molecular function: mRNA binding. The transcript has 8 exons. Gene Ontology annotation, cellular component: mRNA cleavage factor complex.
GGGGGCCCGAGCGCACGGUGAGUCAACCGUCACUGACGUGAAUGUCUUUCAUCCUCGCCCAUUUAAUCACGUUCACAUUCUCUUGUUCUCUUCUUCUCUGCAAUCCUCUCUUCACAGAUAUAUUCCCAACCUUAGACUGGAUGGUCAAAGAUGGUUGACAAUACGCACGACACUAUCGAAGCGUUUCCUCUCCGCAAUUACUUAUUCAUUGAACGAGAAGGUCAACCAGAGGAAGACAACUCUGUAACCAACAGAUUGAAAAGGCUUGAGGAUCAAUACAAGGAAAGCGGAACAAGGCGAUCUGUUGAGGCUAUCAUGGUGGUCACAGUCCACGGGUUCGCUCAUGUACUUGUCCUGCAGGUUGCUAAUGCUUUUUACAAGCUUCCUGGCGGCUACCUUGACCCCUCCGAGUCAGACGCAGAAGGCCUCAUCACUCGUCUCAAUGAGCAGCUUGGUGUACCCGUAACCACACUCAAAGGGAAGGACGAGGAUGACCUCCCGCGUACUGUCUGGCUUGCUCCUGAAGGAGGAAGGGAUUGGGAAGUGAGAGACUGUUUAAGUGUCUGGUACAGGCCGCACUUUGACACCUUUUUAUACCCGUAUGCCCCGGCCCAUGUAUCUUAUCCUAAGGAGUGUAAAAAGCUUUACCUCGUCAAUCUUCCACCUAACAAAACCUUUGCUGUUCCAGCCAAUAUGAAGCUUCACGCCAUUCCUAUUUUUGAAUUUUACGACAAUGCGGCCCGUUACGGUCCUCAAUUCGCUGGUAUUCCAUACAUUCUCAGCAAGUUUGUUAUGUCUCAACCCGAGGUUUGCGAGGAAGACGAGCGCAAAGUCUACAAAGCUGUGGUUCCAAGCACUCUUUGAUGAAAUGAAAAAGUGACGGAUUAAGUAGCCUCUUGACGCUUGACGUCAAGUACUGCCGAGGCACAAGUAGUCGACAAUGGCUAGCUCCCGUCAUCCCUCAGUCUCCUCUCGGCGCCGUUCUUAGUUGUCAUUCAGUAUACGUAUUCAUUUUUAAGACCGUGUGAAGUCCAGGC